Molecule: messenger RNA, 2074 nt
Organism: Trifolium pratense (red clover)
Lineage: Eukaryota; Viridiplantae; Streptophyta; Magnoliopsida; Fabales; Fabaceae
Product: serine carboxypeptidase-like 51
Exons: 13
Coding region: 294-1673 (459 amino acids)
Biological process (GO): proteolysis
Molecular function (GO): serine-type carboxypeptidase activity
Source: RefSeq, a predicted model, not a curated record
GUGAUACUAUACUAACUUUGCCAACAAACAAGUUAAAAAACUCUUUUCUCACUCACUUUUAAAUCACUGCUGUAACUCUGUCUUCAUCCUCUGAACUUUGCAGCGUACAUAUCACUCGUUCCUUCCUUAUAUCAUUCAUUGUUUCUUCUAUUUCCUGAUUCAUACAUACACUGACAAAAACACUCUUCUCAUAUUUCACUCACCACCCACUAUAUAUAAUUCAACACCCCUUCUCUUUCUUUUACUUUUCUUCACUCAUAAUUCAACUUUCUCUCUUUCUUUUCCUUCAAAAUAUGGAAAAACUCUCUCAUUUUUCCAUCAUUCUUCUCUUCCUUGCUUCCUUUUUUCUUCUACAAAACGUAACAGCUUUGAAAAAUCAAGAUGGAUCAGAAGAAUGGGGCUAUGUUCAAGUUAGACCCAAAGCACACAUGUUUUGGUGGCUAUAUAGAAGUCCAUACAGAGUGGAAGAUUCUUCAAAGCCAUGGCCAAUAGUUCUUUGGUUGCAGGGUGGCCCUGGUGCUUCAGGUGUUGGAAUUGGAAACUUUGAAGAGGUUGGACCUUUGGAUACAAGCUUGAAGCCAAGGAAUUCAACAUGGUUGUUAAAAGCAGAUCUCUUGUUUGUGGACAAUCCGGUUGGAACAGGAUACAGUUUUGUGGAGGAUCGAAAACUUUUUGUUAAAACAGAUGAUGAAGCAGCCACUGAUUUGACCACAUUGUUAAUUAAGCUAUUUAAUAAUGAUGAGAAACUUCAAAAGAGUCCUCUGUACAUUGUAGCAGAGUCUUAUGGUGGCAAAUUUGCUGUCACUCUUGGAUUACAUGCUCUUAAAGCUAUUGAGGACAAGAAACUCAAGCUCACACUUGGAGGUGUGGCUUUAGGAGACAGUUGGAUCUCACCAGAAGAUUUUGUGUUCUCAUGGGGUCCUCUCCUCAAAGACCUCUCAAGACUUGAUGAUAAUGGUCUGGAAAAAUCAAAUAGUAUAGCUGAGAGGAUCAAGAAGCAACUUGAAGAUGGUAAAUUUGUUGAGGCAACCAACUCAUGGGGUGAGCUUGAAAAUGUGAUUUCUGCUAGCAGUAACAAUGUGGAUUUUUACAAUCUGUUGGUGGAUGCGGGAAGUGAUUCAGUAACCAUAGCAGCAUCGGAACUGGGAUUACUCCAAGAAAUAUCAAUGAAGCGGUACUCCAAGUAUCUUACAUUCAGAAGGACAAGGUUUUCUACUCCUGGUGGUGACGAUGAUAUUGAUACUUUAUUAAAUGGUGUUAUAAAGAAGAAGUUAAAGAUCAUCCCCGAGAAUGUCACAUGGGGAGGUCAGUCCAAUGAUGUUUUCGAUUAUCUUCAAGGUGAUUUUAUGAAGCCAAGAAUUGAUGAGGUUGAUCAGCUACUGGCAAAGGGAGUCAAUGUUACUGUGUACAAUGGACAAGUUGAUCUGAUUUGUGCUACCAAGGGGACUGAAGCAUGGCUUAGGAAACUCAAAUGGGAAGGGCUUAGAAGUUUCUUGGGGAAAGACAGAACAGUCCUCUACUGUGGAAAUAACAAAACGACCAAAGGCUUUUACAGAUCAUACAAAAACCUACAAUUCUAUUGGAUUCUUGGAGCUGGUCAUUUUGUACCCACUGAUCAACCUUGUGUGGCAUUAGAAAUGAUAGCUUCAAUUACACAAUCACCAGCUACUUGAAGUAUGCAUAGAAAAGAAAAAAAUUUGCUAUAUUUUUAGAAUAAAUUAAUCAGAAUCCAAGAAAAAGAAUUAAUUGUUGAUCAACUAUAUAUAAGGAAGAGUCAACAAGCAAACACUGAUAAAGGAUCAGCAAAAAACAGCAAACAAUAAAACUCAUGGAAAGAAAAGAGAACUACAGGGUUGUUAUUUAUUGUUGCUUUUUAUCAUUGUUAUUCUUUUUUCUUGUCCUUAUUAUUAGUAUUAUAGUAAUUAUUAUUUAUAUAAAUAUGCACUUUUUCUUAUGAGUUUGGCCCUUCAUUCAGGUCUUUGUUUUAUAAAUAAUUAUAGUGUAUCAUUUUUUAUGGUUGAAAAAUAGUUAGAGCCAAUGGCAUCAUUCAUGAUGAGUAGAUAAUAUUUUUUUA